This is a messenger RNA of Panicum hallii, 1557 nucleotides long. RefSeq names its product tubulin alpha-3 chain. Gene Ontology annotation, molecular function: structural constituent of cytoskeleton; GTP binding. Gene Ontology annotation, cellular component: microtubule; cytoplasm. The record is from RefSeq and is a predicted model, not a curated record. Gene Ontology annotation, biological process: mitotic cell cycle; microtubule cytoskeleton organization. Bases 1 to 1353 code for a protein of 450 amino acids. NCBI's taxonomy places the organism in Eukaryota, Viridiplantae, Streptophyta, Magnoliopsida, Poales, Poaceae. The transcript is spliced from 5 exons.
AUGAGAGAGAUCAUCAGCAUCCACAUCGGCCAGGCCGGGAUCCAGGUCGGCAACGCCUGCUGGGAGCUCUACUGCCUCGAGCACGGCAUCGAGCCCGAUGGCACCAUGCCCAGUGAUACCUCGGUUGGCGUCGCACAUGAUGCCUUCAACACCUUCUUCAGUGAGACCGGUUCUGGCAAGCAUGUGCCGAGGGCCAUCUUUGUCGACCUUGAGCCCACUGUCAUCGAUGAGGUGCGCACUGGCUCGUACCGCCAGCUCUUCCACCCAGAGCAGCUCAUCUCUGGGAAGGAGGAUGCGGCUAACAACUUUGCCCGUGGCCACUACACUGUUGGGAAGGAGAUUGUCGAUCUAUGCCUCGAUCGUGUGCGCAAGCUAGCAGAUAAUUGCACUGGGCUGCAGGGAUUCUUGGUGUUCAAUGCUGUUGGUGGUGGUACUGGCUCUGGACUUGGUUCGCUGCUGUUGGAGCGCCUCUCAGUUGAUUAUGGCAAGAAGUCCAAGCUCGGGUUCACCAUUUAUCCUUCCCCACAGGUGUCAACAGCUGUUGUAGAGCCAUACAACAGUGUCCUCUCGACCCACUCCUUGCUUGAGCACACAGAUGUUGCAGUCCUCCUGGACAAUGAGGCUAUCUAUGACAUAUGCCGGAGGUCCCUUGACAUUGAAAGGCCAACCUACACCAACUUGAACAGGCUGAUCUCACAGAUCAUAUCUUCGCUUACCACCUCCCUGAGGUUUGAUGGUGCUAUCAACGUGGAUGUUACGGAGUUCCAGACCAACCUUGUUCCAUACCCACGUAUCCAUUUCAUGCUUUCAUCAUAUGCCCCCGUUAUCUCUGCCGAGAAGGCCUACCAUGAGCAGCUCUCUGUGCCUGAAAUCACUAAUGCUGUCUUCGAGCCCUCAAGCAUGAUGGCCAAGUGUGACCCAAGGCAUGGGAAGUACAUGGCUUGCUGCUUGAUGUACCGUGGUGAUGUAGUUCCUAAGGAUGUCAAUGCUGCAGUUGCAACCAUCAAGACCAAGAGAACUGUCCAGUUUGUGGACUGGUGCCCCACCGGAUUCAAGUGUGGCAUCAACUACCAGCCACCCUCUGUUGUCCCUGGAGGCGACCUGGCAAAGGUCCAGCGUGCCGUGUGCAUGAUCAGCAACAACACAGCCGUCGCAGAGGUGUUCUCUCGCAUCGACCACAAGUUCGACCUGAUGUAUGCCAAGCGUGCGUUCGUGCACUGGUACGUCGGUGAGGGUAUGGAGGAAGGCGAGUUCUCGGAGGCCCGUGAGGACUUGGCUGCCCUUGAGAAGGACUACGAGGAGGUCGGAGCGGAGGGCGCGGAUGACGAAGGGGACGAGGGAGAAGACUAUUGAGUAGCUGGUUAAUAAGUAGUUCGUGGGUGGUUAAUGGUUUGGGUUGUCGAGUAUACUCUGCAUGGUUCCAUUCCAUUGCGUACUGCUGCCGUGUGUGUUUCCAUUUUGUAUUAUGUGGUAAAUUGUUCGUAGCCCCGGUUGGCCAUGAUUGUUCAUAUCGUCUUGCUUUGGUUUGCAAUGCUAUUCGUCCAAGUUCGGUGUAUA